UAAUAAAAUAGCUUUUGUUUCUUACUGUAGUUUAUGAUGUCACCAAUAGGACAAGUUUUCAGAAGCUGGACUUGUGGCUAAACGAACUUGAGACUUACUCCACCAGGAAUAACAUAGUGAAGAUGUUAAUAGGAAACAAGAUUGAUAAGGAGACUAGAGUGGUCACCAGAGAAGAGGGAGUUAAAUAUGCAAGAAAACAUUCCAUGCUGUUUAUCGAAGCUAGUGCUAAAACUCGAGAUGGAGUUCAGUGUGCCUUCGAGGAACUAGUUGAAAAAAUAAUUCAGACUCCAGGAUUGUGGGAGACGGACAAAGCAUCACACUUAAAGCUAAGUGAUAGUGCAUUACAACAUGAAGGUGGACAAUGUGGAGCUUACUGUAUCAUAUAAGGACUACAUGGACUGUCUAAUCAUGCUGUUGAUGCUGAGACAUUGAAGUAAGACUACAGCAUGUGUGAAGAUCAGAAUUGAAGGGAUCAAUCAGUUUCCAUAGUACUGAUAACCAGUUUUUCAGCGGGUGUAUUUUUUUCAAGAAUCGUAUAUAAAGAAGUAAUUUAGAACCUAAAGUUCUGGAAAGAUAUGCUGGUGAAGAAGAAAAAAAUCAAGUUAAUUUGAAAUACAUAUUUUAUAAUUCUGGUAAAUGUUGUUUAUUUUAUACAUACUUCCUGCUUUUUCAGUAAAUUUAUUUUAUGAGAAAGUUUUUGAUUUAUGUUUACUUGGAAAUUCAGUUGUUGCUUGUCUCAAAUAUAUGUUGAUAUUAGCCCAAUUUAUCAGUAAGUUUUGGAGUUAUUACAUACGUGUUUGUAGUACUGCUAGUCGUGACGUUAUAACUGAUGUGUAAAUACAGUUGUUCUGAGCUGAUGCAAAAAUAAAUUGAAUCCUGGUCAGUUUAAUGUUAUUGUACAAAUACGUACAGAUGAGGAUAAUUUUCUUUUAUUGUAAUUCAUUUGAUACAUUGUGAAAUCUCAAUAAAAUGUGUUUUAUACUUGAA
This is a messenger RNA of Limulus polyphemus (Atlantic horseshoe crab), 987 nucleotides long. Its product is annotated as ras-related protein Rab-18-like. Lineage: Eukaryota; Metazoa; Arthropoda; Merostomata; Xiphosura; Limulidae. Bases 123 to 386 code for a protein of 87 amino acids. The transcript has 3 exons. Gene Ontology annotation, molecular function: GTP binding; GTPase activity. The record is from RefSeq and is a predicted model, not a curated record.